This is a messenger RNA of Monodelphis domestica (gray short-tailed opossum), 2931 nucleotides long. It is a transcript of the gene C4H11orf65, whose product is annotated as chromosome 4 C11orf65 homolog. Lineage: Eukaryota; Metazoa; Chordata; Mammalia; Didelphimorphia; Didelphidae. The record is from RefSeq and is a predicted model, not a curated record.
GAGAGCACAGAAAUGAGGGCGGGUGCUCUGGACAUGCCUGUGUUCUCUUGGUUGCCGAUAGACAGCCAACGAGAGAAGAGAGCCAUCUAGCGGCGGCUUCGUGACUCGGCUUUCUUCUUCCCGAAAGAAGCUCCAGGUGGCGACUGAAGAGCGCAGACACCAUUGCCCUUAGCCUCACUUCCUCUGUAGAACGGCUGUCCGUGAGGCGGCCCCGGAAGCGGGAGUGUGCGUCAUUUCUGGUCGCGUCACCCGGUAACGAGAAACGAAGCGGUUCCCAAACUUGCGCAACCCUCUGGUGAAAUCGUAGUGUUUUUUACGCCUAGUCCCGCCGUCCCCGUGGGCGGUGGGAACCUGGGCCCAGUAAAUUCAGUGCCCCAGGAGGAGGGGGGACCCUCCCCUAUAACUUUUCUCUGGGUCCUCUCUGGCUUGCCUCUGUCCCCCUGUCCCCGCGCCAGUCCAACUGCCCUCUGUAGUGCUCGGGGCUCUCCCCCUGCAGCCUUUCGCUGUCCUUCCCCGCCCCUCGUCUGCGCUUUGAUCUACGUGACCGAUUCACUGUCACUUCCCUGCUACAGGAGAGAGCCCUUGAAAGGCCUCUACCUCGCGGUUUGUCGUAGGCCUUUAUCUUCGGCUCUCAAGCUUCAGUCUGGGCAGUUGCCUGCGUUUCUUGUAAGGAAGGGAGUCUUAUCUUGGACCUCUCCUCCUUCAUCCCAUGAAUUCACAGGAUUUCAAAUGUCAAUGAAGCAUGAAUUUAUCCUCAGAAAAUGAAUCAUCUUUUGAAGGCUAUGAUAAAGCUGCCAGGAUAAUUCAGAAGGCCUGGAAAAAUUAUCUUGAUAUCUGUGUAUUCAGCCACUUCAGAAAUCUAAUCUAUAUAAGGAGGCAAGGAGAUCCCCAUCAACUAUUAAAAUAUAUUGAUCCUAAAGAGGCAGAGCUUAUAGAUGCUGCUUCUGGAAUUAAUAUUCGAUUCAGAUUAGGUGGAGAGAAGUUUCCUCCCUGCAUAUAUUAUAAAAUUUUCACUCAUAGAAAUAUUGUAGAUCUGUGUGCUAACAGUCCUAGAGAUUAUGUGAAUGUCAUCCCAAAGCGACUGGCACAUUUGCCAUUUUUUAAGAAUCUUAAGGAUGACCAUCGUGGCUGGUAUCAGCGUGUAGAAAACAAUGGCUGGAGGCUUGUUUCCAAAAGAUUUUGGAGAGCCAGUGAUGAGAUCACCGAAGAAGGAAAUCGUCAGAAAGUUAAUUUUCCCUUCUCCAAAAUGAUGAGAAAGCAGGACUUUGAAAAAAGAAGAAAAUAUAAAAAAAUCCAAUGGAUGAGGGAAAUGUAUUAUGCAGGAAACCUGGAAACAAAGAGAGCAGACAAUAGAUGUACAGACUUAAUUUUAAAAGCAACAAAAGGAUUAAUGAGAGCAGUUGAACAAGGUGGAAUGAAAUCGGUGAUGGAAUGGGAAGUGGAUGAAAUUCUGAGUUGGACAAAUGCACUAAACUAUGAAGAGUAUGUCAACAAUUGGAAAAGCAUUGCUACAAGCAACUCUUCAGCCAACCUUCAAGGUUUCAGAUUUGAGACAAUAUGGAAUCAAGCAGCUAACAAAAACUAUUCUCCUAGCACCAUAGAAGCAAAGGAAAAACAAGAAAAAUUGAAGAAGUUAAUAGAGGAGUCAUAGCUUCCUGGCGGAGACCGCUGAUGUGUCCGUCAGUAUAUUUUUCUUUGAUUCUCUGCACACAUCAGUAAUGCCUCAGAUGUUUACUUUAUUCUUUCAUAUACAUCAUACAUAGGAUAUAGCCCCUUAGGCAAUACAGUUUAAAUAGAAAUAGAACAUUUAUGCUUAAUGUAGUAUCUAUGCCAUAAUAAAGAAAUUAGCCUCAUUGCUCUAUCUUUAAUAAUCACAACUCAUUAAAUACUAUUUUAAUACUGGAAUGUGAAAAUAUAAAUUUCGUGUUAAUGGGUUUGUGGGAAGACAUAUAUGGAAAGGAAUAGGAUCAAGGAUAUUUGUGGAAAGAUGGGUUUUGGCAAGAGUUAACAAGCUGUGCCAUCUGUAAAUUGGCCAACAGGACUCACUGAGGUGCAAGAAAAAGCCUGAUGGUUUUUUUAAAUGAAUAUCCUAUCUAGCUGAGGAUUAGUGCAUUCCACCAGACCAUUUCUUUGUUAAGAAAGAAAAUAAAACCCCAAAGUUUUAAAAACUAUAUUGCUUGUACAAAAUCACCACUUUGAAUUCCAAUGUAUGAGUCUUUAAUAUUGUUUAUACCUCUAUUUUUAUUGAAAUGGUCCAUUGUACUUAACAUCUUAAUGAAAAAUUGUACAAGUAACAAUAAUUCUACAGAAAUAUAUAAUUUUAUUAAGGUGCAACUAAAAUUAUUAUUAUACAUAUCUCUCUAUAUUCAAAAUUAGCCAAUUGUUUCCUUAAUAAGGUAGAAAACUAUUCAAUAUUGAACAAUAUUCAAAAUUAGCCAAUUGUUUCCUACCUUAUUAAGAAACAAUUGGCUAAUUUUGAAUAUAGAGAGAUAUGUAUAAUAAUAAUUUUAGUUGCACAGUAGACUGACCUAUGGCAGUGAAAAAAUUAUAAUCCUUUAAAUACAUGUGAAAAUUCAUUGUAUGACCAAAAUUAAAGUUUUUUUAGUCUUCAGCAUUUCAAAGUGCACAUAUAUCAAACAAGCAAAUACAUAAUGUAACUGAGUAAUUUUUCUCACAAGAGGUUAAAAAAAUUAUGGCUUUGCACUUGACUUGUUCCUUCAUAUAGUUAAUAUGGAUAUAUCUUCAUGUACCUGAUCUAUGGAUUCUUGUUGAUAAUGAGCCCUUUAAGAGGCUAAUAACAAAUAUACAAAUAAUAUUUUUCUUUGGUUAGGUUCUGCCUCUACUAUUCCUGACUUGUUGUCCCUUGUUUACUGCCUCUCUUGAAAAAAACUGAGAAACAUGAUAUUAGUCUCUAAUAAAUAUGAAAAAUCA